Ahaetulla prasina is the source of this 5557-nucleotide messenger RNA. It is a transcript of the gene SLC12A4, whose product is annotated as solute carrier family 12 member 4. Gene Ontology annotation, biological process: cell volume homeostasis; chloride ion homeostasis; chemical synaptic transmission. The record is from RefSeq and is a predicted model, not a curated record. The transcript has 24 exons. Lineage: Eukaryota; Metazoa; Chordata; Lepidosauria; Squamata; Colubridae. Gene Ontology annotation, cellular component: membrane. Gene Ontology annotation, molecular function: potassium:chloride symporter activity. The coding region runs from base 1091 to 4387 and encodes 1098 amino acids.
GGAGACCCCUGGCCUAGUUCACACUCUGGAGUAAUUCAGGGCGUGCUGAAGAAACCCCAAUCAGUUGCAUUCACACAACACCACAACAUGCUGAGUUCACACCAGGGCUGACAUCCAGCAGGUUCUGACAGGUUCUGGAGAACCGGUAGUGGAAAUUUUGAGUAGUUUGGAGAACCGGAGUGGGUUGGGAAUGGAGAUUUUGCCAUAUCCUUCCCCUGGAGUGGGGUGGGAAUGGAGAUUUUGCAGUAUCCUUCCCCUGCCAUGCCCAAGCCACACCCACAGAACCGGUAGUAAAAAAAAUUGGAUUUCCCCACUGGUUUACACUCUACAAUAAGCAAUGAUGUGCCAAAGAAACCCCAAUCAGUUUGCAUUCACACAAGAUCUGAAACACGGCUGAGUUCACUUAGCCACCAUGUGCCGAAGAAACCCCAAUCAGCCGCAUUCACACACAACACCCCAAAACGAGCCGGAGUUGCCUUUGAGGCAGGGGCGUGCAACUCCCACCCCUGGGCUCGUGGAACUAGGUUCAGGCUCGCGCUCCAAAAGCGAGCAAAUCAGGACACGUGUGAAUCCAACGCGCAGGGUUGGGAAGAGGCAGAAGAGACGCAAUCCGGGUGAAUUUCACCGCGGUUGACUUAACGGAACGUCUGCAAGGGAACAAGCGAGCUCCGAGAAACAACUUGGAACGGCGGCAAACUUUUUUCCCCGGGAAGUGAAGAGCGCGCUCGGGGAGCUGCGCGUCGGAGCGCGCCGGCCAAGCGGUUCCCCUUUGGCGCCGAGCCCCUUCCCCAGCGCCUGCCCGACCCCUGCCCUGCCUCCUCCGGCGCGCUCCGGCUGCCCUUGCAGUCCCUGGGAGCGAGAGUGGGGGGCGUCGCCGAGCCGCGCUUCCUGGGAGGAAGUGACCCAAGGCCGCUGGAAUGCCAGCCUGGCUCGGCCGAGGCUGCAGCGCCGCGUCUCCCGUUCGCUUCGUCGAAGCGGCUGUUGCUGCUGCUGCUCCGGCCAAGCCCCGGGCGCGGCGGAGGGCGAGCCAGGCGGGGACGGCAAGAGGAGAAGGAGGAGGCGGCGGCUCUCCCGACGUCCCGCCGCGGCCAUGCCGCACUUCACCGUGGUGCCGGUGGAGGACCAGGCGCGGGCCGGCUACGAUGCCUUGGAAGGGCUCAGCUGGGUGGACUACAGCCAGUCCGGGGCGGACGGGGCUCCCCGAGCGUCCGGCCAGCGGGAUCCCUACGACUCGGUCAGCUCCGACGGACAUGGCAAUCAUAAAGAGAGUUGCCCCUUCCUCAACAGCUCAGAUCAAGGCAAAGCAGAUUACUACGACCGUAACUUGGCCUUAUUUGAGGAAGAACUGGAUAUUCGUCCAAAGGUGUCUUCUUUAUUGGGCAAAUUGGUCAGCUACACAAAUCUUACUCAGGGAGCCAAGGAACACGAAGAAGCAGAAAAUGCCGAAGGCUCGAGAAGUAAAGUUUCAAAAUCUCCCAGUAUGGGGACCCUGAUGGGCGUUUACCUGCCAUGCAUGCAAAAUAUCUUUGGGGUCAUCCUUUUCCUUCGGCUGACAUGGAUAGUGGGAACAGCAGGGGUCUUCCAGGCCUUCCUUAUUGUCUUAAUCUGCUGCUGUUGUACCAUGCUGACAGCCAUAUCGAUGAGCGCAAUUGCAACCAAUGGUGUAGUUCCAGCUGGUGGUUCCUACUUCAUGAUUUCAAGAUCACUGGGUCCUGAAUUUGGAGGUGCUGUGGGACUGUGUUUCUACUUGGGAACAACAUUUGCAGGCGCCAUGUACAUCCUGGGUGCCAUUGAGAUCCUACUUACAUAUAUUGCUCCCCAGGCUGCCAUUUUCCAUUCAACUGGGGCCCAUGAUACUUCCAAUGCCACACUGAAUAACAUGCGAGUCUAUGGGACCUUAUUUCUCACCUUCAUGGCUCUUGUGGUCUUUGUGGGUGUAAAAUAUGUGAACAAGUUUGCUUCACUCUUUUUGGCUUGUGUCAUCAUUUCCAUCUUAUCCAUCUAUGCUGGGUCAAUUAAAUCCAUCUUCAAUCCACCUUUUUUCCCGGUGUGCAUGCUAGGCAAUCGGACUCUUUCAAGGGACCAGUUUGAUCUUUGUGCCAAAACGACAGUGAUCAAUAAUGUGACGGUGCCCACCAAUCUCACCAACCUCUUUUGCCCAGGUUACAACACAACCUCCAGCCACUGCGAUGAAUAUUUUCAUUUAAAUAACGUGACCGAGAUUGUCGGUAUCCCGGGAGCUGCAAGUGGCAUUUUGAAAGAUAAUGUCUGGGCUAAUUACUUGGAGAAAGGCGAGAUCCUGGAAAGAGCGGGCUGUCCUUCUGCUGAUGUAGCUGGAAAUAAGAACAACCUCCACUUGUAUGUGUAUGCAGACAUAGCGACUUCCUUCACUGUCCUUGUUGGCAUCUUCUUUCCCUCUGUGACUGGCAUCAUGGCCGGCUCCAACCGAUCAGGAGACCUCAAGGAUGCUCAACGAUCUAUUCCAGUGGGAACUAUUCUUGCUAUCGCCACCACAUCUCUUGUCUAUUUCAGCUGUGUGUUGUUGUUCGGAGCUUGCAUUGAAGGCAUUGUUCUUAGAGAUAAGUACGGUGAUGCUGUGAACAAGAACUUAGUGGUGGGCACGCUGGCCUGGCCCACGCCAUGGGUCAUAGUGAUUGGGUCCUUCUUCUCUACCUGUGGUGCGGGUCUGCAGAGCCUCACUGGAGCUCCACGUCUCCUUCAAGCAAUUGCCAAAGACAACAUUAUUCCAUUCCUCAGGGUGUUUGGCCACGGAAAGGCGAAUGGAGAACCAACCUGGGCUCUUCUGCUCACAGCCCUGAUAGCCGAGCUUGGCAUUCUAAUUGCCUCCCUUGAUAUGGUGGCCCCGAUUCUUUCUAUGUUUUUCCUAAUGUGUUACCUGUUUGUCAACCUGGCCUGCGCGGUGCAGACUCUCUUAAGAACUCCAAACUGGCGUCCCAGAUUUAAGUAUUACCACUGGGCCCUCUCCUUCUUAGGGAUGAGUAUCUGCCUCGCCCUGAUGUUCAUCUCCUCUUGGUAUUACGCUUUAGUGGCCAUGCUCAUUGCCGGCAUGAUCUACAAGUACAUUGAGUAUCAAGGGGCAGAGAAGGAAUGGGGCGAUGGGAUUCGGGGCCUCUCUCUAAGCGCUGCCCGGUACGCUUUGCUGAGAUUGGAAGAAGGUCCUCCCCAUACCAAGAACUGGAGACCCCAACUGUUGGUGUUGCUGAAGCUGGAUGAGGAUUUGCAUGUGAAAUACCCCAGACUCUUGACAUUCGCAUCACAACUAAAAGCCGGGAAGGGGUUGACCAUUGUAGGGACUGCCAUUCAAGGCAACUUUCUGGAAAGCUAUGGAGAAGCUCAGGCGGCUGAACAGACCAUCAAGAAUAUGAUUGAGAUUGAGAAAGUCAAAGGAUUUUGCCAAGUUGUGGUGGCUAACAAAGUUCGUGAUGGCAUUUCCCACUUGAUACAAUCCUGUGGAUUGGGUGGCAUGAAGCACAACACGGUGCUUUUGGGGUGGCCCUACGGCUGGAGGCAGAGUGAAGAUCCCAGAGCUUGGAAAACCUUUAUAGACACCGUCCGUUGCACAACGGCAGCUCACCUCGCCUUGCUUGUACCAAAAAAUGUGUCCUUCUAUCCCAGCAAUCAUGAGCGUUACAAUGAAGGGAACAUCGACGUGUGGUGGAUCGUGCACGAUGGAGGCAUGUUGAUGCUGCUUCCAUUUCUCCUCAAACAGCAUAAAGUUUGGCGAAAGUGCAAAAUGCGAAUUUUCACCGUGGCCCAGAUGGACGACAACAGCAUUCAAAUGAAGAAAGAUCUGGCGGUCUUCCUUUACCACCUCCGAAUUGAGGCUGAAGUAGAAGUGGUGGAAAUGCAAAACAGUGACAUCUCAGCCUACACUUACGAACGGACCUUGAUGAUGGAACAGAGGUCUCAAAUGCUGAGGCAGAUGCGGCUGACCAAAACAGAAAGAGAGAGGGAGGCUCAGCUGGUGAAAGACAGACAUUCGAUCGUAAGAUUAGAGAGCCUUUACUCCGAUGAGGAAGAUGAAGGGGAAGCAAUCCCAGAAAAGAUCCAGAUGACUUGGACAAAAGCUAAACACGACUCCGAGAAUCAGAUCGGAAAUAAUGUGGUGGAGAACUUCAGAGAACUUAUCAGUCUUAAACCUGAUCAGUCAAAUGUCCGAAGGAUGCACACUGCUGUGAAGCUGAACGAAGUCAUUGUAAAUCGAUCCCACGAUGCCCGGCUUGUUCUUCUCAACAUGCCUGGUCCACCAAAAAACAUAGAGGGGGAUGAAAACUACAUGGAAUUUCUUGAAGUUUUAACGGAAGGUUUGGAGCGAGUAUUGCUUGUUCGAGGAGGUGGCCGCGAAGUCAUUACUAUUUAUUCCUGAGCCAAAAAGAUCCUCUCUAGAUCCUCUAUUUUACCUGCUUCGUAAGAAAGGACAUUCCAGAUGGAGAAGCCUUUGACUUCUCUUGCUUUCUGUUCCUCGGUUUCACAGGUGUGCCCCCCAAUACACUACAGACGUGAACGCAAAUUCCAGUGAAUUCUUCCAUUUGCCAUGUAUCUUGAGUGUUUCUGCCAGGGAGAUGCGUUUAAUCACAAAGGCUGGGCUGCCAGUUUGCUUCUUGCUUUUCUAUUCCGACAGAUUUGUGUGCAGUUUCAAUGCAGAAGGUUUUCAUAUGUUUUUUUUUUCCAAAAACCAAGUGCAAAAUUUUUAAUGUGUGGACUUUGCUAACGGAGGACUGAAUUUGUUUAUUAGGUAACAGGAUUUAGAACAAACCAAUUUCUCCGUUAGGAUUUAACAGGGACUUUUUAUAGAACUGCUAGGGGUUUUUUUCCCUGCUUAUUAUUUUUUACAUGAAAAGAACCCUGUGGUGUUUUUAAAAUGUGUUGCGUGUAUAGUUUUUGUAAACCCACCACAGCCACAAUUUCAGUGUUGGAUAAGAAUUUAUACUUCACCGGUUUGAAAUUAUAACACUAGUUUCUUGCAGUGUUAUAUACAAAACUGGGGGUCUCGGAUUAAAAUAGACCCUCUAUGACCUAUUUAUAUUUUUCCUAUUUAUUGAUUAGAAUCAGUGGCAAUAAAAAUAUCACCUAGAGCAGGGGUCUGCAAACUUGGCUCUUUUAAGACCUGUGGACUUUGCUUUGCUGGCUGAGGAACUCUGGGAGUUAAAGUCCACAGGUCUUAAAAGAGCCAAGUUUGCAGACCCCUGACCUAGAGUAAUUUGUUAAGGUUGUAUUGCUGCACUAAGAGAGCCUGCUGGCAGCUAAAUUUGCAACUGUCGCUAGAGGUUUUCUUAAGGGGUAUUUUUUAAAAGUUUACUGCUAUCUUUGUUCUCUUCCAAACUGCAGGCAAAUAUAUAGGUUAUCCAAACGUGUUAAGUACACCAUGUGCUCGCUACAGUUUGAAGAGUAUACAUAUUAAAGAAAGGACAUUUUAUACUCGAAACUUACAGCUUUUAAAAUUAGUUUUCACAUCCAUUCAUUUGUACUUAUUGAUACAGGUCUGUAUCUCUCUCUCUUUUUUUUUCCAAUAAAACAUUGCAUACUUUUGAAUCUG